This is a messenger RNA of Daldinia loculata, 998 nucleotides long. RefSeq names its product mitochondrial NADH-ubiquinone oxidoreductase 12 kDa subunit precursor. The record is from RefSeq and is a predicted model, not a curated record. The transcript is spliced from 2 exons. Bases 242 to 550 code for a protein of 102 amino acids. Lineage: Eukaryota; Fungi; Ascomycota; Sordariomycetes; Xylariales; Hypoxylaceae.
CCUCUGUACCUAUGUAGAUACUUAAGUACGUAGGUACCUACGAAGUACAACUUUUAUCAAUAAGUCACGUGGUUAUAUUAUGUAGCAUGUUGGAAUUGCUUGAUUGCUGACUGGAUGGAAGCUCCAUUACGAAAUAACGGAGAUUGGAGAUUCAACCGCAUGCGACAGUGUUGAACCACCGCAACUUAGAGCUCUCUUCCUAACCACUAAUUAAUCGCGGAUUGAAUCCUUCGUAACCAAAAUGCCGACCCCCGAAUCCGAAGCUUUCCUGGCGAAGAAGCCGACCGUCCCUCCCACCUUCGACGGUGUUGACUACGACGACAACAAGCGAUUGAAGCAGGCGCAAGAUGCCAUCAUCCGAGAGCAGUGGGUGCAGGUCAUGAUGGGACGAUUGAUCCGAGAGGAGCUGGGCAAAUGCUAUUACCGAGAGGGUGUUAACCACCUGGAGAAGUGCGGUGCUCUACGAGAGAAAUACCUCCAGAUGCUCAAGGACCACCGGGUACGGGGUUACCUAUUCGAACAACAGAACUACAUCUCGAAGACUUCGUAGACGGAGAAAAAGAAAGGCAAGAUGAGUUCUACGGUUAUCAAUGGCAUAAAUUACAUUGUGAUGAGAAUGCAUGGGGUACGAGGACUGCUUUGAACAGAGCUCUUUACAUGAAGGUGUAUCCGGUGCGAUGCGGUCACUUGUCCGUCCGCGGUAACCCGUGUAUUGUACAUACCUAUUCAGCAGCAAUCUCAAUGUGAAAACGACAUAAAUCCCGCCCAAUGAUGUAAAAAGCAAGGAACUCAGUUACUUGCACUUAAGAUAUCUACCUACCUAAUUAGCUCAUACCUGUAAAGCGGCAGAGCGGUUGUUAAUUGAGGUUCUUAUCCCUAUCAUAACCGGGUCCGUAGCCACCUGCUCCAAUUGCCAAUUGCCAAUUGCCAUCGGCGAAAACUAACCUAAAGCUCCGACCCUUACAAAAUUUCUGGAGCUUCGAUAAUUCGUACUCUAA